This is a messenger RNA of Rotaria sordida, 948 nucleotides long. The record is from the annotation of a GenBank genome assembly. NCBI's taxonomy places the organism in Eukaryota, Metazoa, Rotifera, Eurotatoria, Philodinida, Philodinidae.
AUGCCACAUCAACCACCUCCUAAAGACAAAAAGGAAUUCCGUUCUCUCGUUUUACAUUUAAAAAAGUUGCAUCCAUCAUGGAAAGCAAAAGAAAUUACCAGAUUUGUCCUUCAGUCCGAAAAUCCACCUUAUUAUACAACGACGAAAUCUUUAUGGCUUAAAGUUUGGAGAAUUUUAAGGAGAAACAAAGUAAAUGAUUUACCAAGACCAGGUGCACCUCGUACAACAACAACAAAUCGAUAUAUUCGAGCAGUGAAAGAAGCUAUUCAAUUAAAAAAAGGAGGUAAAUUAUAUAAAUGGAAUAAUGUUUUAAACACGGACUUUAGUGGUACAUUUACAUUAACUCCACAUUAUAAUCAACAUAAUGAAGGUGUUUAUGCCAAAUCAUCUGAUGAUAUUCUAUACAAUUUAAAAGCCAAACCAAAAGAAAAAUUUCAAAAGAGUGUGAUGCUGUGGGAUGGGAUUUCGUACCAAGGAUUAUUUCCAAAGGAAUCUCCCAUUUUUCUUGAUGAAUGGUUAGAGUCGAUUCGAUCAAAAGGUGAUGAUCAUCAUAAGAAAAUGUAUUUUACUGGCGAAAGAUAUGCAAAAUUUAUUCGAACUAUUGUAGCAGAAAAAGCAGCUGAAGAAUUCAGUGUUUUACGAAAUGUUAUUUUUCAAGAUGAUCAAGAUCGUAAACAAAGGAUGCAGGUGUCUUUAGAUGCCGUUAAACAUGUUUUUACUAAUCGAAUUGGACCCAGAAAUUGUGCUACGAAAUUAUCCGACGUUUGGGGUGCCUUAAAAGAAAAAUUACGAGGACGCGAAUACAAUAAUAUUGAACAAUUAAAAAAUGAUAUUAAAAAGGAACGGAACAAAUUUAGUGUUUUAUUAUGUCAGAAAAUAAUGGAUAACAUACCAGCACGAUUAAAAUCAGUGAUCAAUCAAGGUGGUAAUCAAUUGCGAGGACAUUAG